AUCUCCAAGUGUAAACGCUCCCAAAAAUUUGAAUUCAUCCAGCGCCAAACUAUCUUCUUCUUCUUCACCUCUCUUUCACACAAACCCAGAAAAUGCUCUCUCAGUCCUAAAAUUCAAGCUUUAAUCUCUCCAAGAAUCAAACUUUAACAACCCCAACAAUGUCUUUUAUUAAGCCAACAUCUCGCUAUGCUAAAACUUCUUUUGAUUCUUCAAGAUCUUCAACUAAAUCUGACCCUUCUUCUUCUACAGACAAAGCUUUAAUCAAAAUCAAGAAAGGUUCAAAUGGGGUUACUCAAACUACCCAUCAAUCCAAUUUCAGCUCAAUGGUCAAGAAAUUUGUUGAACACAAAUCUGCUUCUUCUAAAUUGAUGAAGCAGCAGCAGCAGCAGAAAAAGGGUGAUUUGAAAUUGGUUAUUCCUGUGGAUUUUAUAGCUGAAGAUUUGAAGAAAACAGCGAAAAGAGGCAGUGGUUUGAGUUCUCUGCAUAAAAAAUUGUUUAAAGGUUCUUCUUCUGGUGGUGGUGUGAAAAAAGAGGAAGGAAGCGCGAUGAAGGCGUUAACGGAGGUUAAGGGUAAUACGAGGACAUUAGGAAUGGUUCUUAGAAGUGAGAGGGAGCUGUUAAGUAUGAAUAAGGAGCAGGAGGAUCAGAUUGUUGAGCUUAAGCUGAUGCUCGAGGAGAAGAAUCGAGAGGUUGAGAAGCUUAAGGAUUUGUGCUUAAAGCAAAGGGAAGAGAUAAAGUCACUGAAAAAUUCCAUACUGUUCCCGGAUGUUAUGAACUAUCAAGUUCAGGAUCUUUUGGAAAAGCAAGGUUCAGAACUCAAACAGGCAAAGCAGCUUAUACCAAAUCUUCAAAGGCAGGUCACUUCUCUUACUGGGCAACUACAAUGCCUAGCUGAAGAUCUCGCUGAGGUCAAAGCAGAUAAAUAUGCUAUACGAGGGAGCUAUGACUCUUUUGGUAGCCCUCCAGAAUAUGAUCAAGAAGAAGCAGCUAAUUCUCUGGAAUUCAGCUCUGAGGAUCACACAAUUCCCGGUAGUCCAGAUGACAUGUUUCUCAAGGAUGUAAACCCCUGCUUAACACCUUAUUACGCCAAGACAAAGUCCAAGGAAUUUGAUGACUUCAAUUCUCCUGAUGCUAAAGAUUUGGUUAAAAACAACAUUCAAGUGUAUCAUGAGACAAGCUACAAUUCCUGUGCAAGGAAGCUGUCGAAAAGUUCAGAUUGUCGCCAAUGUUCCAAUACAGGCAACAAAGCAACUCGGGCAGCUCGUAGGUCUGAUGAAAGCAAAUGUACUUAUGGAAGGCAGGUUCACAAUAAGUUCUACUGAGUUGUGCUCAAUCCUGACAAUGCUUCUUGAGCGUCACAACGCCUUAAAUCCAAUAUAGCUUGCCCGUUGACAACAUUCUUAGUGUCAAUUCCUGUUCCAUUCUCUCCUUUUCGAUGUAUUUUUCAGAAAAUCAAUCUGCCUGAGUUGCCUAGACCAAGUAUGUAAUCAGCAUACAUUUUGUUGGUAUGAUCUCUUAAUAAGAUGCACGUUUGGAGGCUAAAUUGUGUUUUUAAGAUUGUAUUUC
This is a messenger RNA of Solanum stenotomum, 1566 nucleotides long. RefSeq lists its product as uncharacterized. The record is from RefSeq and is a predicted model, not a curated record. The transcript has 5 exons. NCBI's taxonomy places the organism in Eukaryota, Viridiplantae, Streptophyta, Magnoliopsida, Solanales, Solanaceae. The coding region runs from base 159 to 1322 and encodes 387 amino acids.